AUGCCCUCGCCUAUACUCCCGCGGGCACUUGCCGCGGGUGCCGCGAUAGCCUUCAUAUCGCCCUCGUCCCGGAUCAACAUAGAGCUCGCGCCCGCCAUGGCACGAGCAACGGCUCUGCUUAGAGAAAGGGGCUUCCAGGUCCGCGAGAUCUUUACCCCGGACUCGGGCAUACAGUCAUCCAUCUCCAACCGCCUGUCCGAGAUACGCACCGCCUUCUCAGACCCUUCUAUCGCGGCCAUUAUCUGCACUACUGGCGGGCACUCUUUGAAUGAGCUGCUCCCAAGCCUCCUUGCUGAUACCGAGCUACACCGAACUAUUCGCGCCGACCCUAAGAUCGUUGUCGGAUAUUCCGAUAUCACGCAGCUGCACUGGUACCUAUACGCCGUUGCUGGGCUUCGCACCUUCUAUGGCCCCGGCGCCAUACCAGAGCUGUGUGAGAGCAGGCCUGCCGAUGACGAGGCCUAUAUGGCCUCGCCGCUAAGAUUCUGCGUCGAGAAUCUGUUCCGUGCCAUCAUGAACCCAGAGCCUAUCGGCGCAGUCCCGCGGUCACUAAAGUACGCACCCGAGCCAGCCCUCGUCUACAGCGACCCGGCCUCUACAGAGCCCCCGUCACUUGCCCCUACUCCCCCAUGGGUGUGGCUCCGGCCGGGAAGGGGGCGCGGCCGGCUCUUCGGCGGCUGCCUGACCGUGAUGGCCCGGCUGGGCGCCAUCCCGGCCCUCGUCCCGGACUGGCGCGGGCGCGUCGUCUUCUUGGAGACCGCGCUGAACGACACGUUUGUGGCGGGGAACCCGACCCACGUCGUCAGGGCCGGGAUCUCGGACCUGGUCGCCCAGGGCGUCUUCGACGGGGUCGCGGGGCUGGUGGUCGGGCGGCCGUUCGGCUACGACUCGGCCGAGGCGAGGGCUGCCUACGCGGGCGUCAUCAGGGAGCUCCUGUGCGAGGGCCGCCUGGCCGAGAAUGGCAAUGCGUUCCCCAUCCUGUUUGGCGUGGACUUUGGGCACACGACGCCGAUGGUCACGCUCCCUUUUGACGCGAUGGCGGUGCUGGACUCGGGUAGGGACGAGUUUGCCGUCGUGGAGCCUGCUGUCAGCAUCCGAGAAGAAUGA
Diaporthe citri is the source of this 1107-nucleotide messenger RNA. RefSeq lists its product as uncharacterized. The coding region runs from base 1 to 1107 and encodes 368 amino acids. The record is from RefSeq and is a predicted model, not a curated record. The transcript has a single exon. NCBI's taxonomy places the organism in Eukaryota, Fungi, Ascomycota, Sordariomycetes, Diaporthales, Diaporthaceae.